AUGACCACAUGGAAAGAGAUGCACUUCCUGCAUAAGGAUAAAAAUAUUUCAUGGCCUGGAUUUUCUCCAAGACCCUACCAUAAGCUAGCCUUUGAAAAACCACCAUGUACAGAUGCAAAAAUCAUGGUUAGUCAGAAAAUGCGCUGUCCAGCAGAAGAGAGCGCCCGCUGGCAUAUCUGGGGAUACCACACAUGGCUAGAUGUUGGAAGACUGCCACCAAUCUAUCGUCCAAGACCUGACAAGCCUUUUGACAGCAACACCUGGCGAUGGAUCACAGCUCCCAGGGCAGGCGCCAUGGCCGAGCCCCCGGUCCCCCCUCCAUCACACUUGGAUGGAAAUACCUACAUUAGGUUCAUCGAAGGGGAAGCCUUGUUUGUGAGUCAGAGGCACAAAGAAAGAGUUCUGACCCGAACAAAGAAAGAAAUGAAGCAGUGUGAACAACUCAAACUGAGGAGUGAAUGCCGAGCCCCUCCUCUAGAUACUGAGGGAAAUAUUAUGCCUCCCAAAGAAUUCAAGCGAUACAAGCGCGCACUUUCAAGGAAAAGCCCGGCCUCCUGUGUCCAACCGGAGGCAGUGAUGCCUCCUUCUAGAGACUUCUGGGAUCAUCCGUGUCCAAGUCUGGAGCCUCAUUACCAGGAAGCAGCUGUCAAGUUUGCCCUGAAGAAUAGCAGUCUGAUUUACCAGGAGGUGGUGGAGAAGUAUCAGCAACUGUUCCUUUCUGGCAGCAAAAUCCGGCCCUGUACGCCCACCAGCUAAAUACGUACAAGAGGACAAAACUGAAAUUCAUGGCUUCAAUAGAGAGUUCCAACAUUACCUUUUACAUAUUCAAAAUGAAGAUCACACUUAUCACUGCAGGAUAAUCGACAAUUCCUGGACUUUUGCAGCAGCUACACAAACAGCCAUCCUUGCUCACUUCCCAGCACCUCCAGACUUGGGGCCAUUGAAUAGGAAGGCCAUGUUGUAGCCAUCCAUCCCAAAGGGAGGGGCUCAGCAAAGGCACCACAUUUAAGAAGAAACUGUUUUAAAAUGUCUACUUUUCACCCAGGACUUUGGACUAUGAGCGGCUUUGCUGACUGCAGCUGGGAGUGGAAAGGGUUAAGGGAGAGAUCUCUGAACUAUUUACAUGUCCUUCACAAUCCACCUGGUGUCAGCUAAUUCAUAAAAGACAUUUGCAUAAUAGGUAGUUUGUCCCCA
Sphaerodactylus townsendi is the source of this 1194-nucleotide messenger RNA. RefSeq names its product testis expressed 52 (gene TEX52). The transcript has 2 exons. The coding region runs from base 1 to 756 and encodes 251 amino acids. The record is from RefSeq and is a predicted model, not a curated record. Lineage: Eukaryota; Metazoa; Chordata; Lepidosauria; Squamata; Sphaerodactylidae.